Messenger RNA from Alexandromys fortis (reed vole), 2839 nucleotides. It is a transcript of the gene Niban3, whose product is annotated as niban apoptosis regulator 3. The record is from RefSeq and is a predicted model, not a curated record. Bases 642 to 2495 code for a protein of 617 amino acids. NCBI's taxonomy places the organism in Eukaryota, Metazoa, Chordata, Mammalia, Rodentia, Cricetidae. The transcript has 14 exons.
UGACGUGUGGGCGUGAGGACCCCGUGUGAGCAGCCCUGCGGGACAUUACUGUUGCCCAUCCCUGUCUCAAGGGGACAUCUCUGCUGUGCCCAUACACUGCGGCAUAGGUUCUGCCCCAUACUCCAAGGCGACUGCUAAUGUUCCGUCUGCCGUGCCCGCGUUCUAGCCUCCGGAAAGGGAAGAAAAUAAAAUUGCUUAAGGGGUCAUCUUCCCUCGUGGGCAGAUGGGGGUUGUUUUCCACACAUUGACAGCCCGUGCCUCAGGCCGUUCAUUUGUUCAGUCAGCUGUCUGUUUCUUUUGUAGACAGGACUUCAUGUAGCCCAGGCUGGCCUGCAGGACCUAAACUCCUGAUCCCCCUGCCUCUGCUUUCUGAGUGCUGGGAUGGCAGAGAUGUGCCGCCCCACCCUGGCCACCUGUGCCAGGGCUUUGUUUUUCCCACACUGCUUUGGUUUCCCCUGGGGCGGUCCCCACUGUCCCCCACAGAAACCCUCAGUCCUGGUCCAGCCUGUCCCCAGGGGCAGGAGGAGGCAGGUGCAGACAGGAAGGGGCAGAGGGUUGUACUGGUGGCACUACCCUCCUGGAACUUGGGACACUCAGCACCCUGAGCAGUGGGACCCAGGAUAGCUCCACACAGCGACAGGAUGGGGGUGCGGCCCUCCAGCCCCCUGGACAAGCGGCAGCAGCAGCAGCUGAGGGGUCAGGUGGACGGCCUGCUAAGGGCCUUCCUGCCCUGUUACCGCAGGCAGCUGGCGGCAGCCAUGCUGAGGCAGAUCUCCAGAGAACUGGAACCCCAGGAGCCAGCCGGAUGCCAGCUUUCCCACACCAAAAAGCUGCCUAGAGUCCGGGAGCACCAAGGACCCUUGACCCUGCUGUGGGGCCACCCGCCACAAUGGCAACCCACCUUCUGUGUCCUGCGUGGGGAUGGACGCCUGGAAUGGUUUAGCCGAAAGGAGGAGUAUGAGUCUGGGGGCCGUACCCUGGGCUCCACAGCCCUGACAGGGUACACACUGCUCACUUCCCAACGUGAAUACCUGUGCCUUUUGGAUGACCUCUGCCCAAGCUCCUCUGGAGACCUCGCCCAGGAGGAACCGCUGAGGGUGCUGGAGGAGCCAGUGAACUUCCCGCUCUUCCUCGUGCACCCGUUCCGGGCCCACCUCUGCUUCUGUGCACACACGAGGGGGGCGCAGCGCGCCUGGAGGCUCGGCCUGCAGGGUGCCAUCCGGCUGAGAGCCACCGGUGCGUUCCAGGGCGCAGGUGGGGCGCGAGAGGACGAUGGGUGUAGGUGCGGGGUUCCCUGGGGAGGGUUGGAGCACAGUGCCCGGCUAAAGGCAUCUUCAGUCCUGCAGCGCAGCCGGGCGCCGGCGGCCUGUGCCUUCCUGGACACCGUGCAGCUCUAUCGACGACGUCGGGGCUUUGCCGGUGGUGACGACGCAACACUGGGCUCUGAUGCGGAGGUGCUGAGCGCCGAGCUGAUGCGGGAGCUGUUACCUGCUCUACGCGCACAGACGCUACGGAGCCUGCGCAGCACUGGACGCGCCCGGGCCCGGGCCUGCUCGGAGUUCCUCGACGCUGUGCACGCGGCCGUCCUGGCCAGGGUAUCUGCAGGGCUGCGUGCCUUCCAGCCGGAAAAGGAUGCACUGCUAGCGAAGCUGGAGAGGACGGUGCGAGCAGAACUCGAGCAGAUCCUGCAGCAGCGAGCGCAAAGGGCUCGGAGACUAGAAGCGGAGAUCCGGGACCCCCUAGAGGCUUGCCUGUGCCGCAUGGUGGACCCGCAACUGCCCCAGAUUAUCCAUGCGCUGCUAAGCCUUGUGGAAGCCACACUCCAAGCCGUUCGGACUCUCCUCAUCCGGGGCAUGGACCGGCUGUCUCACCACCUGCGCAAGAACCCUUCUGGCACGCGGCUGCGCAGGGAGGUUUAUGAAUUUGGGGAGAUACCUUGGGACCCAGAGCUAAUGCAAGCCUGUUAUCGGGAAGCAGAGAGGAACCGAAGCCAUCUGGCCCAGCUGGCAGAACCAUUUGGCUUCCUGGGGAUGCAGAGCCUGGUGUUUGGGGCCCAAGAUCUUGCGCAACAGCUCAUGGCAGCUGCAGUCACCACCUUCCUGCAGCUGGCCGACAAGUGUCUGACAUCAACUCUGGACUGCGACCAGGCAGCUGAGCAGCUGGAGAAAGUCAGGGGCCUUGUGCUGAAGAAGCUCACCUCGGACAGUGAGACCAGUCGGUGGAGGUUCACCCGGGACUGGCUGCUGGGAAUCUUCUGGCCCUUUGUGUGGAGCCAGCUUGGGGUGAGCUAUAACUCGGAACAGCCUGAGGUGGAUGGGGACAUCUUGGCCGUGGGCUCCCAGGCUCUGACCACUGAGGGUGUCUGCAGGGACGUCAUCCAGGGCCUCCUUCUGCAGAGAGUUGACAGAGAGUUGAACAAAAUCCUUGGUGCCAGCGACAGAACCCGCUCUCCAGCAGAGGACCAGGAAAGAGCACGCCCCACCUCCAGCUUGUGACAUGUGACAUUGGGAUCCAGGUGAUGGUCAUCAUUUCUACAGAUGAAGGAGCUGAGACUCAGGUCUGAGACAGAAGAGAUCUACUCUGGUGGCCAAAUUCAGCCACUCUGCCCACCAUUGCUUCCAAGAACAACCAGAGCUGUCUUCACCCAUGCCCAUCCUGGAUGAAGACCCAAGUGUGUGAGCUGCACAGAACAAAGCACCACAGACUGUGUGUUCCUGCUAGAAUUUUUACACUCAAGUUCUGAACUAGCCUGGGCUACUAUAAUAUGACAUUGUAUUAAAAAUACCCCAAAACUUGUUGGUUUAACACAUAUAAUCCCAUUAAUUUCACAUUUUAUUAU